UCUAUACGCGCAUAAAACUGGACUACGGAGACCUUAGACAAAUAGUGCCUGCGAUUUCAUACCUAGCCAACCCCAAUCUGUUUUACGACUAGUUUGACAUAUUCUACUCAUUUUGCUGCUAUUUGAUCAACGUCAGAAUAUACUGUUGAAUUUACCUCUUAUGCAUCCAGGGGAAAAAAUACAUCUGAAUAUGAUUCUAUAAUCAAUUUCUAGUGCAACGCUAUCCCAUGAUAACUCGCGCAUUGAUCCACUGUGCAAUUUUGGUGGGGGUAAAUUUAAUCACGUGCUGCUUCGGCAGCCAAUAGCAGCCCGGAAAGCUUUGAGAAAUAAUUACCUGCCUUGAUUGUUCUAUGGGUGGAUAGAAAAGUACACAUACACUCCAAAUAAUAAUCGGAUGCAUGUAAAAGAGACGGGCAGCAUCGACAUGUCGGCCACGGUUCCCAUAAGUAAUUAUUAUGUAGAUUCCUUGAUAAACCACGAAAGCGAGGAUGUUCUUGCGGCUCGAUUCUCGGCUUCUGGUUCGCACCCUACCUGCCCUCGUCCGACGUCCCUCGUACCGGAGUGUGGUGACUAUCCCUCCUGCAGCUUUGCCGCUAAACCAUCCGUUUUUACUACAUCUUGGACCCCUGUUCACUCCCAGUCCUCAGUGGUUUACCAUCCAUACAGCCAUCAACCUCAUCUAGGAACGGACUCAAGGUAUGUGCGGUCAUGGCUGGAGCCGAUCUCGGGGGCCAUGUCCUUCCCAGGCUACCCGGCCAACGCCAGGCACUAUGGGCUGAAGCCCGACGCCUUCCAUGAGCAUCGAGCCAGUGACUGCCUCCCCUCCAACGAACGAACCUACACGGAUUAUAUAUACUGCACCACCGCUGACAUCCGAGAAAAGACACAACCAAACAUCCCUUCUCCCGAGACCGAGCUUUUGGCUUCCGGGAAGCAUAAAGACGAGAAGCCAGAAUUAGACCCGAAUAACCCAGUGGCAAACUGGAUUCACGCGCGUUCAACAAGGAAGAAGCGGUGCCCUUAUUCAAAGUACCAGACUCUCGAACUCGAAAAGGAGUUUUUGUUCAAUAUGUACCUAACCAGAGACCGUCGAUACGAGGUGGCAAGCGUCCUCAACCUCACGGAGAGGCAGGUCAAAAUCUGGUUCCAGAACCGGCGGAUGAAGAUGAAGAAAAUGAACAAGGAAAAAACCGACAGCAACAAAGAACAAUAAUAAAGGAAUGGUUACAACAACGACAAUGGACAAAAACAAGAAUCAGACAACAGUAAAAUAACCACUACUGCCAUGGACAACAACAAAGAUAAACAAAAAUACAUGACGGCCCCUUCUUAAUGUUGGAUUUUGUGUUGGAUGUUGUUUUGUUUUUUGUUUUUGUAUUAACCCCACCUUCCAUGUUUGAUAAAAAAAAAAAAUCUCCACGUGCACCUUUCUUUGUCCAGGUUUAAAAGAACCCACUUGUAAGGAAAGAAAAUAUUCUGCACUUAUGAAGAUACCUGUAGGCCUAUGUGUUUAUUUACAUAAGGGACAUUUUAGUUAAACAUAUUUUGAACAAAUGUAUAACUGCCCCGAACUAUAAGGAAUGGAACACUGGAAUUAUUUUAAUUUCUUCACUCCAUAAACGCUCUGGAUAAGAGCGUCUGCUAAAUGAUGUAAAUGUAAAAAUGUCCGUGCGAAUAUUUCUUACAUGUUUGUUUCUUGUGAAUUUUAUGCAGGUGUUGUAACAUAUUUUGUACAGAAAUAGAACAUCUGCCGUCUUAACAAAUGUAUGUCUGUCUUGUGUAUAUGUGGUAACGUAUGCGUUCGGUGUACCUAUUUGUGCAUUUCAUAUUAUUUUGAUUGUAUAGACACGUGCCAUUCAUUAUAGAAAGUGUAGAUAUAGGCCUACUCAAAUAUAAACAUUAUCAUGAGA
Messenger RNA from Coregonus clupeaformis (lake whitefish), 1910 nucleotides. RefSeq names its product homeobox protein Hox-C9-like. Gene Ontology annotation, cellular component: nucleus. Bases 395 to 1213 code for a protein of 272 amino acids. The transcript is spliced from 2 exons. Gene Ontology annotation, biological process: proximal/distal pattern formation; anterior/posterior pattern specification; DNA-templated transcription. The record is from RefSeq and is a predicted model, not a curated record. Lineage: Eukaryota; Metazoa; Chordata; Actinopteri; Salmoniformes; Salmonidae. Gene Ontology annotation, molecular function: RNA polymerase II cis-regulatory region sequence-specific DNA binding; DNA-binding transcription factor activity, RNA polymerase II-specific.